Messenger RNA from Labrus bergylta (ballan wrasse), 6102 nucleotides. RefSeq names its product dual specificity phosphatase 10 (gene dusp10). NCBI's taxonomy places the organism in Eukaryota, Metazoa, Chordata, Actinopteri, Labriformes, Labridae. Gene Ontology annotation, cellular component: cytoplasm. Gene Ontology annotation, biological process: negative regulation of JUN kinase activity; protein dephosphorylation. Gene Ontology annotation, molecular function: MAP kinase tyrosine phosphatase activity; MAP kinase tyrosine/serine/threonine phosphatase activity; protein tyrosine/threonine phosphatase activity. The record is from RefSeq and is a predicted model, not a curated record.
UAAUGAAGUCGCGUAUUGGCUCGCGCUCGCGUCAAUCCCGCUGCGCAACUUCAGUAGGCUGGCAGACUUCCUUCAAUAUUAUUUCUGGGGAGCAGGGUAAAAGUACUAAAAAUGUUGCCGCUCCACAACACUGGGACGGACUGAAUGGAGGCAACGCUGCCCGCGAGCGGAGAUUAAUAAACCACUCUGAGGUGCACGCGACACACACCGAGCGGCUUGUUGAGUUCUCCGUAAACGUCCAGCCCUCGGCCUCCCCAUGCCUCCAUCUCCUCUUGACGACAGAAUUGUGGUGGCGCUGCCAAGGCCGAUCCGACCUCAGGAACUCCAACUGCGCCUGGACACCAGCUACCUGGACUCCAUCUCCAGCAGCAACAGCGACACAGUCAUCAGCACCACCGUGGUGAAGAUUCGGGCGACGGCCAAUCUUGUGACGUAUAUGCCCUCAUCCAAGGGCUCCACGCGCUCGUUGUCGUGUGGAUGCAGCAGUGCCAGCUGCUGCUCUGUGACCACCUAUGAGAAGGACAGCCCGAGCCUCAGCCACAGCCAGGUGAGUGCCAGCAGCCCAAACCUCAGCUAUGCCGGCGCCCCCACCCCAAUGGUCAGCAACCAUGAAGCGUUAAGCGCCCCCAGUCUCGCCCCAGGCACUCCAAAGGCAUCCGUUAGGGUCAUCCACCCCAAUGAGCUGGCUAAACGGAUGACCUGUUGCCCCAUGGGACACCCCAUAGGACCCGUGCCGGUCAUUAUCGACUGCCGGCCCUUCAUGGAGUACAAUAAGAGACACAUUCGGGGGGCCGUGCACAUCAACUGCUCCGACAAGAUCAGCCGGCGGCGGCUGCAGCAAGGCAAGAUCACUGUGCUGGACCUCAUCUCCUGCCGUGAGGGCAAGGACUCUUAUAAGGGCAUCUUCUCCAAAGAGAUUGUGGUUUAUGAUGAGAGCACCACGGACCCCAACCGCCUCACAUUUUCUCAGCCGCUGCAUGUGAUUCUGGAGUCCCUGAGGAGGGAGGGCAAAGACCCCAUCAUCCUUAAAGGCGGCCUUAGCUGCUUCAGGCAGAGCCAUGAAAACCUGUGUGAGCACUCGCUGCACCUUCACGAGGGCUUGGACUCCGGUGCGGCUGCCGGCCUGUCAGGGACGCUACCUCACUCCCUGCCCUCCACCCCGGACAUAGAGAACGCAGACCUGACACCCAUCCUGCCCUUCCUUUAUCUGGGGAACGAGCACGACGCUCAGGACAUCAACAUGCUGCAGCGCUGCAACAUCGGCUACAUCCUCAAUGUGACCACCCACCUGCCGCUUUACCACUACGACACGGGCCUCUUCAUCUACAAGCGCCUCCCCGCCACAGACAGCAACAAGCAGAACCUGCGGCAGUACUUCGAGGAGGCGUUUGAAUUCAUCGAGGAAGCACAUCAAGCGGGUAUGGGCCUUCUGAUCCACUGCCAGGCGGGCGUGUCCCGAUCAGCCACCAUUGUGAUCGCUUACCUGAUGAAGCACACCUGGAUGACCAUGACGGACGCCUACAAGUUCGUCAAAACCAGGAGGCCGAUCAUCUCCCCAAACCUCAACUUCAUGGGCCAGCUGCUGGAGUUCGAGGAAGACCUCAACAACGGAAUAACGCCACGAAUCCUCACGCCAAAGCUGAUCGGUGUGGAAACAGUCGUCUAAAGUGAAACCCUUCAAAUCGACACUCACAUUUUGACUUACUCUCACUGCUUUUUUGAGAGAGGUUCGACUGCUCUUUUGAGCUGGUUUGGGCGUGAUGGAGAAUAUUCUUCUUGAAUCUCCUCGCGCUCAUCUUGGGCUCCCUGGAGAAGCAAAGCUCUGGGUCAGUGGUGAUAAGAAAUGCCAAAAAAAUCUCCGCUCUUUGGACCUGGCUGUAGUCCCGGAGGAGAGGAUGAGUUAGAGCGAUGGAGAGAGGGGAGGCGGUCAGUUGGAAGCUUUCCACUUGUGACCGCAGAGGGAAAGAAAAUUCAGUUUGGAAAAGAUACUCUAUGUGCUUAGAGGCAAUUACUGAGAGGAGAAACUCUUAAAGCUCACACUGUGGCACACUGUUUCUGUUUGCAGACUCAGGCGGGGUUGGCCAUGGCAGUGCCUGUCAAAAAAAAAAAAAAGAGAAAAAAGAAAAGAAAAGAUGAAGACAUGUUUGGUGUGUUUAUGUUGUUGUUCUAUUUUUAUACAGGGGUAUAUGGGGAUGACCAUGACAAGCCCGCUGCGGCUUACUGUGCAAUAAUUUGACUGAAAUGCAACUGAGACCUUGAUCUUAUGUGUAUAUAUCGGUAAUGAUUACAAAACAUUUCCAGCUUUUCGCUGAGAUGCCAUUCUGAUGUUAGCGUGAUACUGUUGUUCAGUUCUAUAUGUUCAUGUUAUGCUGUGUCAUACUUGGCACAGAUGUGUACAAGACAGAAAAAUAAUGGGGUUUCAUUUUUUUUUUUUUUUGAGUGCAGCUUUUUUGGCUUUGUGUCAGUCAGAAUCACACAUUUCAUAUUUUAUGUGUUUGCUCCGGUGUCUUUGUUUUGCCAUUCCUGCAUCAACAUAUACAUCAAUAUUAGCAAUAUACUGUAUGUGUGUAACGAGACAACCAUGAGCUUUCUUUCUUUUUUUUUUUUUUUUAUGCAUGGCUGCUAUCAGAGGAAAAAAACACGUUAAAAUAAUCAGUGAAUAUUAUAAAAACAGGGCUAAAGCUGAUUUUUGAUGUUGCUGAAUGGAGGAAUUUCACUGCCUGUUUGUUUUUUUUUGCAGCAUUUGUUCUUUUUGACCCAAUUCCCCCCCCCCCCCUCCAUUCAUCCACGACACAGCUUCAUUGUAAUGUACUUUGCUGUGUCCCUAUGUAGCUACAUGUUUGUAUCAAUGCCCUUCAUUUCCAGCUUUAAUUUAAUCCAUCAAAGGGUAGCAGAGUGGAGGUACAGACUUCAAACAUUCAGCUCGUCCCGUGCGUCACAGUGCAGUGUGACACAGGGUGGUACAGUAGAGCAGUGUGACCCCUUGUCUAAUCUUUUGCCAGUCCCUGUCGCUGACACUAAGCUACAGUUUAGUGAGCUCCUCUGCCUCGCUAAGGCAAGCGCUGCUGUCACGUGCUGCUCCAGUGCCUCUAUCAAUGCCUUAAUUCAUGUGUCACCACUGGGCCUGCGCAUGCUACAACAUCACGUGCAGACGGAUGCAGAAUGAGGUCAAAUUUUUAACUCCCAGACAGAAGCAACCUGCUCCUUUUGUUCCAGAUUUCACGUUUCAAAGACUAUUUCUGCUGUUUCCCGUUCACACGCAGACUUGCAGAAGAUUGCAUUCAGAGAGGCUAACAAGCUCUGAGGUGAAACACACUCAUUAUGUAACUCUGAUCUCGUGGUGGCAGGAAGGAGACUCCGAAUACCACCGUGAACUGUACAAUAACACUGCACUCAAUAGUAGUGUAAAGAGAGAAUAAAGAGUGUAUGUUUGUCCACACAGUUUCCCCUCAUCCUGUUGCAUCUGACUCACUUGACUCAUUACAACAAACACAUGUAGAUUGAUAUCAAGAGAAGACAUUUGCUUGUGCUGCUCAUUUACGCCUUCAUUCUCAUGGACUUCACUGAACUAAAUCUAAACUGAAACUAAAUCUAUUUUGCAUGGUCAUUUCACCUAAAACAUACAGAUGUGUGUGCUCUCCAGAAGCCUUAAAUCCAAUUAUUACUGUAGUUGUCCUUUUAGACAAAGUUGAAUGCACCGCACAUGCUCAAUUAGAUAAUUUUCCCAAUUCAUGAGCUGUCGUUUUAUUGUGGAAAAGCUAGCAUUCUACAGGAGCAUUUUUAAAAAAAAGCUCCAGCACUUUCCACUUAAAUCCUGCUUUACCCGAGUUUCUUAAUCAGGGUAGUAAAAAAAAAAAAAAAAUCUUUUACAGCUAGAUGGAUCUAGAGUUUUCUACCUUGACAGUAACUGGAAUAAUGUGAACUACAAAAAUAUAUACAAUUUAAUAAUAAUAAUAAUAAUAAUAAUAAAAGGUUUUUCAGCACCACUGUAGAUAAAUAUUGACAUCCUGUCUCCAUUUCAUUCCACUGAGAAAAAUUGAAGCCAAAAUAUCCCAGUAACGGGCGCUAUUUUGCGCUAGUGAUGUCAUUUGGAGCCAAGACUUGCGGAGAAAGGAUCUAGUGGAAUUGACACCAAGCUCCUUCUGCCGACCAAAGUGCACAUUUAACUUACCAAGAAAACCACAGAGUUACCUUGGGCCAGUAUCCAGUCCUCAGCAGCACAGAUAUGUGUCGGUUAUGAAGCAUAUAAAAUAAGCAUAAUGUGAACUAACUUUAAAGACAGAUUGAGACAAAUUGAUUUCACAUGUAUCCAAAUGGUUUGGCUUCACUUCUCUGGAGCUCUUGUGCUGUCCAUUCUUUAUACAGUUCUUGGCAGCAACCUAAACUUUACUUUUGCCCGCUGUGUUUCAACUCAGCAAAUGCAGAAACAAAGUGUCGUCGACUUUUACAAAAAAAAUAAUUCUCGAAGCAGCUUCAAGUGAAUUUUCACCGUUGGGAAAUACAUUUUACAAUUCUUUGGAAGCUCCGUAAUUGCUGAGUUAUUGUAGCCCACACAACACACACGUUACUUUUCAUUUGUGGAACCAAAGGACUGCUUGACUUUCAAACAUAUGCAGCCAUCCUUUAACUGGAGGUAGCAGCAUGACGUUCAGAUCUGAAAUGAGCAGAAACAUCUCUUCAUCCAGUAUUCUUUAAUUAUUUUGAUGCUAACUUUAAUUAGCUUCCUCACAAGUAACACUUCCUCUUCGGAUUAUCAAAGCUUCAUAUCAUCUGUUCAGUUCUCCAUUGUUUGCAUGAAAAAAAAAAGCAGAAAAGGAAGCACAGGGCUAAAAUCAUUAAAUGUCAAUGCUCCCAAAAAGAAAACCCUCUGAAUGCACCAUCUGUGAGCUGUCAUAUUCUACAGUUCAACGCGUGAGAAGGACGGAGGAUGUGACACGCUUUCAUAAAAUAAUGGAUCCAGAACUCAAAGGAAGGCUUUACAACACCAACAUUUAUGAUAAUAAGCUUUUGAAAAUCCCUCAUGUGAAGAUUCAUGCUAUGCAAAUAACAAUGAAACAGGUUGCAUCUUAAACAAACUGUCGUGAAACUGUUGGACGAGGCGUUUUUUGCAAACAUUUUGAGCAUGACUAACAGAUCGAACGGACAAAGACGUUAUAUAAAAACAAAAAAAAGUUUGUGGGGCAAAAAGUCCUCACUUGUUUGUUUUUUUUUGUUAGUGUCGUCAUUGGUGUCUACUGGUGCUCCACGAUAGAUUUUAAAUAUUAUCAAAAGGUAUAUUUAAAAAAAAAAGAAAAAGAAAAGAUUUACCACACGUUUGUAGCUUGUGCAUUUAUAUUUGCUAAAAGAAAUCAAGAGUGCUAACCAUUUGAGCCAAUGUUCCAAACAAAUGAUGUACCAUUUUCAUCCCAUCUGCUGGUUUCUAUUACAUCAGCAGCACAUUGCUUUUGUAUGUAUCUUAACAAUGUAAUAAUCGUAGUACUGUACAUUAUGCUCUCUGGUUGAAAAACGAAGCAUGCUGUGUGCUCCUGGCCCUCAAAGGGGAUGGGGGGGUGGUGGGGGGGGGAACUAUUGGCCAUUAUGGUGCUGUCUGUCUUUCCCACACUGCUCUUUCUGUAGAGGUCAUAGCCUAACCGACAGCUCCAACAGGCGUCCGUUCUGUAUUUGAACAUUAUCAAACUGUCAUAUUUGAUGUGCACUUUUUACAACCAGACUUGUUGAAGAGUCUCUGCUCUGAGACUCCGGUGAAAAUGGGCUUCGCUCUACAAGUCUCUGUAUCUUUCUCUGUGUCUGUAAUCAAAGUCAAGUAUAUAUACAGUAUAUAAAUAUAUAUAUCUAUUUUCUUUGUAUGCAUAUAUUCAUUACUAUUUUUGCACUGACCUACGGACAUAUGGAUUUAUUUUUCUUCCACAAAGGGUGCUAUAAUAACGGAGGCCUUCUCCCACACCUUUUUUGCAUGACUUGCUAAAAAGAAUUCCUCAACUGGUCUGUCAUCUCUCCUACUCUUCUCCUACUACUCCCCGAAACUGUUGCAAAUUGAAGCACUGUCAUUUUUGUAAUCCUCUACUUGUGAGCUUUGAAAUAAACAGGGAGGCUUCAAGUUUA